AUGGAUUCCCGAGAUAUGAUUAGGUGUGUAAAUAAUCCGGAUGAGCAUUCCAGCCAACAUUCCAGCGAUGAAUUGAGCAGUAUUGGUGGUGGCGAUUGUGAUGGAGAUGACGAUGAUAAUGGUUCAAGUGAAUGUGAUAGUGAUGCUGAUAUAAGUUGGUCAUCAGAAGCAGAAAUGAAUUAUCAGCAAAAUUGUUAUAAAUCAUCAUCAUUAUUGCUGUCUCAAAUACAUGAUGAUAAAAAUGAUACAUUAUCGAUUGAUAAUACCGGAAAUGACGAUCCAGCAGUAGCGUUAUCGCUCUACAAUAAUGUUAUGAUGAAGGAUGAUAAUUCGAAUAAUGAUAGUGAUGAAGAGUUUGCCGUGCAUGCAUGCUUACGAGGGCUUAUUAAAUCAAAAUCGAUAACUUCAAUUCAAAAACAUGCUUAUAUUGAUGAAAAAAUUCUCGAUGGCAAUACAUUUAUUGAUACGAGUAAUGAUAAAUGUUUGGCUGAUGAAUUGGUUAAUGCGCAAACAAUAAGCGAUGACGAAACUUCCGCAUCUUCGGUACCGUAUUUUUCACGGAAUCGAACGUAUCACGAUUAUCCAACACCCAUAUUUAAGACAAAAUCAAAUAUAAAUCUAAUUGAUAAUUGGUCAAUACCAGCAAAUAAUUUCAAGUAUGGGAUGGAUUUUUUUGAAAGUGAUGAUGAUUUAGACCAAGCAAGAUCGUCACCAUUUACUUGUUGUUGGUCAGCACCGGAAUUUAUUGCUGACAGCGAGCGACACACAUCAGACGAAUUAUCAACUUCAGAAGAUGUUUGUUUUGCUAAAGGAAAUGUGACGAAUGAAAAAUCUGAACGUGUUGAUUUAUCUGAAUACGAUGAACCAAUGCGCACGAGUAUUUUGGAUUUCAGUGGUCCGGUAUCAGGCCAAAUUAUUAAUUCGACCCGUUUAAAUAUACUAGCAAAUGAAACAUGUCCAAG
This is a messenger RNA of Acanthocheilonema viteae, 962 nucleotides long. NCBI's taxonomy places the organism in Eukaryota, Metazoa, Nematoda, Chromadorea, Rhabditida, Onchocercidae. The record is from the annotation of a GenBank genome assembly.